AUGAAUCCAACUGUCCCACCUCCGCCUUACACAAUGCAGCCCCAGCAGCUCCCUACGUCUACUCUACCACCAAUGCAGAAUGCGUAUCCACAACUGCCACCCGAGAAGGAGAUGUACGGUCAAGCCCAGCCGCAACAACCGCCGCACUACGUCCCAUCUCCUCCAGGAUAUUCAGCACAACAGCCCGUACAGCAGUCAGUAGCCCAACAGCCGCUCCAAUAUCCUCCAAAUAUGACCCCACAGCAGCAACAGCAAGUCCAGCAGAUCAUCCAAAACUUACCCCCUGAGAAGGUACUGCUCUACCAGCAGCAAGCUCAACAGAUGAUGAGCCCUCAGCAAUCCAUGAGCCCCUCAUCCUUCCAACAACCACAACAAAUCCUGCCUCAGUCACCCCCCAUCCAGCAACAGCAGAGACCGCACUACACAACCACCGCACCCUCCGGCCUCUUCGGCCCAAAGCACUCCUCCCACAGCGAUCCCACAACCCCGAAAGACGAGCAAAAAACAGACAGUGUAAAACGCUUCUUUGGAGACACCCUCUUCGGCCGUGUAGCCCGGUCGUCCGUCCAAACAGUCACCACCACGAUGAAGAUGCCGACCUCGCUCUCCCCCUGGGGCGACAACAAUCCUGUCACCCUCCCCAACGUCCGCUACCGCGACGCCGUCCUCUUCACAACUUUCGCUUUCGUCGGCGCACCGCUCGUAGACGGCAUCUCAGAUGGUGUGACAUCCGCGUUCGGCGCUGACAGCUUCAUCUCAGAGAUUGUGGCUUCGGGCGCGGAUACUAUUGUCGGCUCAACCGUCAUAAAAUAUGGCGUCUUCCAGAUCGUCGAGCAGGCUAUUGACAAGGGCAUAAUCGAGCACAUGCUUCCUGAAGAGGAGAAGAUGCUGGUCACCACGGGCGUGAAGAGCUUACAGGUGGGCAUCAAGCACAAACUGAUGGGCGUAGACGCCGAUCUACGCUUCGUGGGGAUAUAUCCCGCGCGCGACUCGCAAGCCUGCGAGAAAGGAUGGUUCUGUCCGUAUCUAUUUGCCAGUGCACGCACACCGUCUGUCCCGCGGGCGAAUGACUUUGGAAUAUGUCAGUUCUUUGGGCCGUUUUUGGGUGGGGACUACCUCCUCGCCCACAAGCUCCUCUCUGAAUCCACCCACACCCUCGCCCUCUGCGACCCCAACCCCCAAGCCGACAUCGGCACAAACCGCCUCGUCAUCCUCUUCACAGGCAUCGCGCCCUAUCGCGCAAACAUGUGGUCCACGUCGCGCCGUCCAGGAUGCGGUGAGUAACUCCUCUCCAGCACCCGCCAAAUCGCCCGUCUGGAGAUUCCCAGCCAACGGAAGAGAGAUAUUGACGCUCCCCAGGCACCAUAAUCUUCCACCUCCUCUCCGGCUGCCCCGCCCUCGUGAUCCCCGUGACCUCCCGCGCGCCAAUCUGUGCCUGGUCCCCCUGGACGCUGUCCCAGAUGCGCGCCGCGCAGUACGCCAUCAACCCUGGCAUGGGCAUUGGCGGUGACUACACCCCCGAAUGGCAGCACGAGCAGAUCUGCGAGUAUCUCGACACCAUCAUCAGCGUGCCGCACUGCAAAGAGAGUAUCAGAGAGCGGUACGUGGAUGUGCUGGGCAGGAUGGUGAGUCUGGUUAUUAACGGGGCGCUGGCGCUGGAGAAGUGUAGGCCGGUACUGGGGAAGCUGGAUCCGGAGAGGGCGGGCGUGGUGAUGUUUAGGUAUUAGCGGACUUCUAUCA
This is a messenger RNA of Paraphaeosphaeria sporulosa, 1740 nucleotides long. RefSeq lists its product as uncharacterized. The transcript is spliced from 2 exons. The coding region runs from base 1 to 1284 and encodes 427 amino acids. Lineage: Eukaryota; Fungi; Ascomycota; Dothideomycetes; Pleosporales; Didymosphaeriaceae. The record is from RefSeq and is a predicted model, not a curated record.